Colossoma macropomum (tambaqui) is the source of this 654-nucleotide messenger RNA. Its product is annotated as golgin subfamily A member 6-like protein 6. The record is from RefSeq and is a predicted model, not a curated record. Lineage: Eukaryota; Metazoa; Chordata; Actinopteri; Characiformes; Serrasalmidae. The coding region runs from base 1 to 654 and encodes 217 amino acids. The transcript is spliced from 2 exons.
AUGGAGAGUUCAGUGUUUGAUGAAAUGAACAGAGAACUGGAGGAGGCCCAGCGGAAACUGAAACAACUUGAGGAACAAGAAAAUGAGCUUUUGGGAAAAAUCACAGAACAGAAAGAAAACGUUCAAAAGCUGGAAAGAACUUUGCAGAGCCGCUGGGAGAAAUACCUGCUUUCACAGGUGAUGGAGCUGGAAGCAGAGAUUAGAAAGAAGAACAGGGAGCUGAAAAUGCUCAGAAAGAACACAGUGAAAGAACAGAGGAGAGAGGAAGAAGAGAAAACAGAGGAAGAACAGGUGAGAGAGGAAGAACAGAGGAGAAAGGAAGCUGUGGUGAUUUCCAUGUUUGAGGAAAUAAACAGAGAACUGGAGGAGGCCCAGCGGAAACUGAAACAACUUGAGGAACAAGAAAAGGAGCUUUUGGAAAAAAUCACAGAACAGAAAGAAAACGUUCAAAAGCUGGAAAGAACUUUGCAGAGCCGCUGGGAGAAAUAUCUGCUUUCACAGGUGAUGGAGAUGGAAGCAGAGAUUAAAAAGAAGGACAGGGAACUGAAAAUGCUCAGAAAGAACAUAACCUGUACAUCUGAAUACAAAGGCACUGUGUCGCGUAGAGAUAAACAUCAGCUGGUCAGAAGUCAGCUGAGAACCAAUCACUGCUGA